Messenger RNA from Spinacia oleracea (spinach), 720 nucleotides. Its product is annotated as calcium-binding protein KRP1-like. The transcript has a single exon. Gene Ontology annotation, molecular function: calcium ion binding. The record is from RefSeq and is a predicted model, not a curated record. Lineage: Eukaryota; Viridiplantae; Streptophyta; Magnoliopsida; Caryophyllales; Amaranthaceae. The coding region runs from base 242 to 574 and encodes 110 amino acids.
AACUUACCAUCAUCCAAUGCAACUUCCAGGAAGGAGAGAUUUCCUCCUGAUAACCUCAUAAAAUUUUAGAAACAAAAACGAAUCUGUAUCUCUACAAGAAUGACACUAAUUUUAUCAUUUCAUUGUCAUUAUUUGUAAAAACUUCAAUUCAUUCCUCUAGCAUCUUUAUCUCACUCUCUAUAUAUGAUAUAUCUCUCACUACUUUUGCUUAAACAUACCCAAAAAAAAAAAAAAGGUAGAAAUGGCUUUAAUCGACGCUUUGCUUGAUUUCGAGGAUUACUUCCCAUCCAUGAUUGCAAGACUAGGUGCGGAGGCAUUCGUUGUAGAGCUGUGUAACGGGUUUCUACUAUUGAUGGAUGUCGAAAAAGGGGUUAUAACGUUCGAGAGCUUGAAGAGGAACUCAUAUUUGUUGGGUUUGAAUGAUAUGGGAGAUGAUGAGUUUGUUUGCAUGUUAAGCGAAGGUGACCUUGAUGGAGAUGGGGCUCUUAGUCAAAUGGAGUUUUGUAUUCUCAUGUUUAGGUUAAGUCCUGGUCUCAUGGAUGAAUCAAGGCUUUGGAUGAUGAAUUAUAAUUAAUGGUUUGUUAAUUAUCUUUCUUAAAUUUCAAAGGAUUAUCAUUGUUAGACUUUAAUUUCUCUAAAUCAUAUAUAAUGUUUUAAUUUCCCCUUCAUUAAACUCAUGCAAUGUAUUUACUUCCAUAGUGAAUUGCAUUGGGAUUAAUA